GCUGAUGACGUCACACCGGGCGCGCCGGUGGCGGGGCCGGGAUGCACCGGCGGGGGGUGGGCGCGGGCGCCAUCGCCCGGAGGAAACUCACCGAGAUGUCCCAGCAAUUGGCCACGUUCCGCACUCACCUGGAGGCGUUCGCGGCCAAACACAAACACGGGAUCCGCCGCAGCCCCGAGUUCCGCGUGCACUUCCAGGACAUGUGCGCCACCAUCGGCGUGGACCCGCUGGCAUCCGGUAAAGGGUUUUGGUCGGAGCUUUUGGGAUUUGGGGAUUUUUACUACGAGCUCGGGGUGCAGAUCAUCGAGGUGUGCCUGGCCCUAAAGCACCGCAACGGAGGUCUGAUCACGCUGGAGGAGCUGCAGCAGCAGGUGCUGAAGGGAAGAGGGAAAUUGGCUCAGGAUGUCAGCCAGGACGAUCUCCUCCGUGCCAUAAAGAAGCUGAAGGUUUUGGGCAGCGGAUUUGGGGUGAUCCCGGUGGGGGGAACGUUCCUGGUGCAGUCGGUGCCGGCCGAGCUCAACAUGGACCACACCGUGGUGCUGCAGCUGGCCGAGACCAAGGGGUUUGUGACGCUCAGCGAGAUCCGGCAGAGCCUGGGCUGGGAGAGCGAGAGAGCGGAGCAGGUGCUGGAUCACCUGCUGAGGGAGGGCAUGGCCUGGUUGGACUCUCAGGCCCCGCAGGAGCCGCAGUUUUGGUUUCCGGCGCUUUUCUCGGAGCUGCAUUCGCACCACAGCCCCCCCUGAAUCCCAAAAAACC
Molecule: messenger RNA, 756 nt
Organism: Malurus melanocephalus (red-backed fairy wren)
Lineage: Eukaryota; Metazoa; Chordata; Aves; Passeriformes; Maluridae
Gene: SNF8
Product: SNF8 subunit of ESCRT-II
Exons: 7
Coding region: 42-743 (233 amino acids)
Biological process (GO): protein transport to vacuole involved in ubiquitin-dependent protein catabolic process via the multivesicular body sorting pathway
Cellular component (GO): ESCRT II complex
Source: RefSeq, a predicted model, not a curated record